Messenger RNA from Oncorhynchus mykiss (rainbow trout), 533 nucleotides. The record is from RefSeq and is a predicted model, not a curated record. NCBI's taxonomy places the organism in Eukaryota, Metazoa, Chordata, Actinopteri, Salmoniformes, Salmonidae.
CCAGUUAGCGUUUGUUAUGCGCAUGAGCGUAGACUGCUUUUUAAAUAGUUUCCGGUAUUUGUCGCCAACGUUCUUCCAUUUUGUUCUUCAAGGGUAUCUACAAACCUCAAGUCGAGCCAACAUGUUUCGGUUUGUUAAAGCAGCGCUGAACGUCUCCGCAGGACAAGGUGCCCGUCAAGUGAGGCUCAGUUCGACGCACUCCCCCGAAUUCCAUGCCAAGUAUGGCACCGGCCUGAUGAUCGGAGGAUUCGCGUUUUGUGUGUCUGUCUGGGGAUUUGUACUGACACAAACCGGCAUCACAUGGAAUCUGUCUCCAGUCGGCAAGGUCCAGCCUAAACCAUGGAGGGAGGUAGAAGAAUAAUGGACUGAGGCUGCUCCCUUGUCCUCUGUGGAGAUAGACCACAGUCAACCACACAACCCUUAACCCAGAUAUCCCUAUAAACAUUCUGGUUGUACAGAUGGAUACCCACAUUUUCAGCUUGUUACCGUGCUGGCAUUACCUAUAUAUACAUUAAAUUUAAACUAAAAACGUU